CAGCUACUGAAGGAUAAAAUGAGAGUUAAGGAAGUUGCUGGAGCUUUUGGUGUGGCGAUAAGGUAAAGCCAGAGGCACAAAUGACCGUAACAAACGUCCAGCAUUCCGAGCGCCAGUGUGUCUGGUGAUGCAGUCAGUGUGAGCUGUUAGGAAAUUGUAUGGACCCUGGGAUGGCAGUUUUGGCAGGUGUAGAGCCUGGGACUGGAAAAAAGACAGGUGAAGGGAGGCUGUCCUGGCCUGUUUUCCUGCUGACCCUAGCUGCCGUCACCUCCUCCCUUUCUGCUCUGUCUCUGUACCAACUGGUGGCCCUCAGAGCCGAAGUAGAGGGACUUAAAUCGGAGGUUUAUCGCAGGAGAGAAGAAGGACAAGAGGCCAGGCAUGGGAGCCAGACUGAUAAUAUUAGUAGGAGAAACAGCCAUGAGUCCAUGCAUCAACCUGGGUCUCCCCUGAUGAGGAGGAAAAGAUUAGUCUCUGGUUCAGAGACAUUAGUAACUCAGCCUUGCCUGCAGUUGUUGGCAAACAAUAACAGGAGAACCUUUUCGAAAGAACAUGACUCGGAGCCACACACAGGGAUCCCCUGGCAGACUGGACUAAAGAGAGGCUCUGCCCUGGAGGAAGAUGGAGACACCAUAUUAGUCAGAGAGGAGGGAUUCUACUUUGUGUACAGUCAGGUCUACUACAUAGACAGCACCUUUGCAAUGGGUCACGUGGUGAUCCGCAGGAAGAGGAAUGUGGUGGGAGACGAGCCUCAGUAUGUGAUCUUGUUCCGCUGCAUCCAGAACAUGAACCCUGUGCACGCUUACAACACCUGCUUCACCGGAGGUAUUGUAAAGCUGGAGGUCAGGGACCACCUGGAGCUGCUGAUCCCUCGUUCAACCGCCAACGUGUCCCUGUCUGGAGAAUCCACCUUCCUGGGUGCUGUCAAACUGACUUAAAUUGUGACAACCACAAUGUGCACCUGGAGAUGCUGUUGUGGCAGGAAAGAGGUACCAUCAAAGUAACAAGGCACAGUUCUAGUGACCUCAUCUGACUGAGACAAUAUGUGAGGUGAGGUGAGGUGAGGUGAAGAAUAAGAAAGCAACCGUUUCUGCAUUGGCUGAACAAUAGACGUGUGACUCAUUUCAUUGUGUGUUCAGCCUGACGGGACAUGAAGAGGACUGAGUCACAUAACAUAUGUAUUUACUCUUUCAAAAAUACAUACACCUAGCUUCAUCAGUAUGGUAAUUUCUACAACACAACAGGGAAAAGGUGUUGUAAAAAGUACUUUUUCUUUAAAUAUUCACACAUGGCAAUAUCUGCAUUAUAAUUGUUGUAUCAUUCUCACACUGUUUAGUUCAUUUAUCUACUCCUGUAGUGCAUUACUGAAAUAGUUAUUUCCAUCCUGCUUUGUUAUUCCAUAUAUUUCAUCAUAAACAACAGCUGUUUGAUGUAUCAUCUGUUAAUCAUCCAAUGAGGGUUAACCUAUAUAUGUCUACUCAAAAAUUCCGAUGCAAUAAAGAAAGAGUUCUUGCACAAGCCAUGACAUCA
Molecule: messenger RNA, 1527 nt
Organism: Notothenia coriiceps (black rockcod)
Lineage: Eukaryota; Metazoa; Chordata; Actinopteri; Perciformes; Nototheniidae
Gene: tnfsf13b
Product: TNF superfamily member 13b
Exons: 6
Coding region: 159-935 (258 amino acids)
Biological process (GO): positive regulation of B cell proliferation; immune response
Cellular component (GO): membrane
Molecular function (GO): tumor necrosis factor receptor binding; receptor ligand activity
Source: RefSeq, a predicted model, not a curated record